Messenger RNA from Triticum aestivum (bread wheat), 594 nucleotides. Its product is annotated as putative glycine-rich cell wall structural protein 1. NCBI's taxonomy places the organism in Eukaryota, Viridiplantae, Streptophyta, Magnoliopsida, Poales, Poaceae. Bases 1 to 594 code for a protein of 197 amino acids. The record is from RefSeq and is a predicted model, not a curated record. The transcript has a single exon.
AUGGCAGGCACUAAAGUUUUAGCUAUGGCUUUUGUUGUUCUCUUGGGCAUUGGAUUAGCCAAGGCAGCGCGGGUGUCCAGGCUCUCCGAUGCUCAAGGGAGUGGAGGGGGCGGGGGAGGUGGAAUUGUGGACGGCAGUGGCUCAGGAUCCGGGAGUGGCACCGCAUCCAGCCGGGUCGUUCCGAACGAAGGCCAUGCGAGUGCCGGAGCUACCCAUGCAGUCGCCGGAGCUGGAGGCAGCGGCGGUGGCGCGAGCCAGUACCGUGGAUCCGGAAGUGGAGCCGGGUAUGGCUCCAGCACCGCUUCUAGCGAGUCAGCUGGAGGAGUAUUUGUUGCUUUCCCUGGAUAUUCUAGCGCUGAUGGUACCGGCGGCGGCGGUGGCGGAGGACAAGCGGGAGGUUACGAUGGAUCUAGUGGUCAUGGAGAGGGCAGUGGCACCGGCUCCGGUUCCAGCUCCGCCAAGUCUACCUAUUAUGGAGGAGAGGAUGCAAAUGCAAGUGUUAAGGGUAGUGGAGGUGGCAAAGGAGGCGGCGAAAAUGGUGGGAGCGGCGGCGGCGGCGGGAGCGGAUCCGGAAAUGCCGAAGCAAACCCUUAA